Messenger RNA from Phyllostomus hastatus (greater spear-nosed bat), 1495 nucleotides. RefSeq names its product transmembrane protein 121 (gene TMEM121). The record is from RefSeq and is a predicted model, not a curated record. Lineage: Eukaryota; Metazoa; Chordata; Mammalia; Chiroptera; Phyllostomidae. Bases 232 to 1188 code for a protein of 318 amino acids. The transcript has 2 exons.
GCCCAGCCAAGGAGCGCGGCCUCGGCCCGGCGGAGGCUCCACGGGCCCGCGGGGCGCGGCAUCUUCUGGGCAGCGGGUUCUGAGUUCUCGGGCCAGGAGCAGUGGCGCCCUCGAGGCGGCUGGACGGGCUUCACUGCGCCAUGUCCGCUGGCUGAGCGCCACCGCUGCCGGGCCUCGUCCCACCUCACGUGGGGGCCACGCGUCCCCAGGCCAGGGUCCCGGCGGCCCACCAUGGUGUUGCCGCCCCCGGACCGGCGCCACGUGUGCCUGACCACGCUGGUGAUCAUGGGCAGCAUGGCGGUCAUGGACGCCUACCUGGUGGAGCAGAACCAGGGCCCGCGCAAGAUAGGUGUGUGCAUCAUCGUGCUGGUGGGCGACGUGUGCUUCCUGCUGGUGCUGCGCUACGUGGCCGUGUGGGUGGGCGCUGAGGUGCGAACGGCCAAGCGCGGCUACGCAAUGAUCCUCUGGUUCCUCUACAUCUUCGUGCUGGAGAUCAAGCUCUAUUUCAUCUUCCAGAACUACAAGGCUGCACGGCGGGGCGCGGCCGACCCGGUGGCGCGCAAGGCGCUGACGCUGCUGCUGUCGGUGUGCGUGCCGGGCCUCUUCCUGCUGUUGGUGGCGCUCGACCGCAUGGAGUACGUGCGCACCUUCCGCAAGCGCGAGGACCUGCGUGGCCGCCUCUUCUGGGUGGCACUGGACCUGCUGGACCUGCUGGACAUGCAGGCCAACCUGUGGGAGCCGCCGCGCACUGGACUGCCGCUGUGGGCCGAGGGCCUCACCUUCUUCUACUGCUACAUGCUGCUGCUGGUGCUGCCGUGCGUGGCGCUCAGCGAGGUCAGCAUGCAGGGCGAGCACAUCGCGCCGCAGAAGAUGAUGCUCUACCCAGUGCUCAGCCUUGCCACCGUCAACGUGGUGGCUGUGCUGGCGCGUGCCGCCAACAUGGCGCUCUUCCGGGACAGCCGCGUCUCGGCCAUCUUCGUCGGCAAGAACGUGGUGGCGCUCGCCACCAAGGCCUGCACCUUCCUCGAGUACCGCCGCCAGGUGCGCGACUUCCCGCCGCCCGCGCUCGCUCUGGAGCUGCAGCCGCCGCCCUCGCAGCGCAACUCGGUGCCGCCGCCCCCGCCGCUGCAUGGCCCGCCCGGCCGCCCCCACGGGCCCUCGCCCACUCGCGAUGCCCUGGACACGUGACAGGGCCCACACGGCCCCAGGACCCCCGCGGGCGCAGACGCUGGCUGGUGGGGCGUGCAGUGUGCAUGGGAUGGGGUGGGGGCGGGCUCCCCCAGGGCCCGGGUGCCCGAGGGUCAGGCCUGUAGCUGCUUCUCAUCUCAGGGACCCACUUGGACCACUGAUCUCAGCCUGGCUCCCCCACCAGCCCCACAGCAGGGCAGCGUGUGAGCGUGGAAAGACCCCCCUGAGCAUCCUGGGUGGGAAGGAAGGGCAGAGGGGGAUGAGGUCUGGUCCUUUGGGGUCCCUCAGUGGGAGCCUCUGGCUCAGA